GAUUACCCGAGAAACGGUGAGUUUCUAUCUUAAGUUGCUACGACUAUCCAUCGGUCGUUUUGGGUUUUCCUCAUCGGUGAAGAGAUUUUUUUGUCUCCGGCGUCGUUUUGGCUAGUUAUAUUGUUGUUAUUGUUAUCCGUAAAUAGCGGAUGGAAGCGAAUCCCGGGCCAAUUGAUGGUUCUGUACUCUAUGAUCAAGACAAACAUGUCUCUGCUGCUGUUUGGGAAGGCCAGGAACGUGGUGCGCUUAGAUGCCAUGAGCAUACCUCAAAAUUGGGUGAGUGGAAGUUAACUUCGGAUCAGAUUGGGUUGGUGGAUAAAGCUGGAUUUGGGUUUUUGAGAAAGAUUCCUGCUAUUAGCCUAGAUAAUCCUCUAAUUUCUGCGUUAGUUGAGAGAUGGAGGAGGGAAACAAAUACUUUUCAUUUCACUGUUGGUGAAAUGACGGUUACCCUACAAGACGUUGCAUUGUUGUUGGGAUUAGCGAUUGAUGGGAAGCCUGUUAUUGGUUUAACGUAUACAACUUGUAGCUCUGUUUGUGAAAGGCUUCUCGGGAGAGCUCCUGAUUCAAAAUAUGCGAGUGGUGGGAUGGUUAAACUGAGUUGGUUGAAGGAGUUCUUUUCUAAUUGUCCUGUGGAUGCUCCGACUGAAGUGGUUGAGCAGUGCACACGCGCUUAUCUUCUCUACCUUGUGGGGAGUACAAUAUUCUCUACCACCACUGGAAAUAAAGUUCCUGUUAUGUACCUUCCAUUGUUUGAAAACUUUGAAGAAGCUGGGAAUUAUGCUUGGGGGGCAGCAGCAUUGGCCUUCUUGUACAGAGCGCUUGGCAACGCAUGUGUCAAGUCUCAAAGUACCAUCUGUGGAUGUUUAACCUUGCUUCAGUGUUGGAGUUACUUCCAUCUGAAUAUUGGAUGUCCUAAGCUCAAUCGGGAGCCCAUCCAUGAUCAUUUUCCUUUUGUGCUCAAGUGGAAGGGGAAACAAAGUGGGCCAACAACAAACCGUGAUGUAGUUUUCUACCGCAAGGCAUUGGAUUCACUGAAACCGAUUGAUGUGGUGUGGCUUCCGUACACAGGUUUGGACGGUUCACAAAUACCACCACACAUUAAAAGAACAUUGGUUUUGGGAAGAUCUAAAACGACGCUUAUAUGUUUUGAUAAGGCAGAGAGACAUCUCCCUGACCGUUGUCUAAGGCAAUAUGGCAUGCUUCAGCCAAUCCCAGGAGAUGUCGUACGGUGGGUAAGAAAGAGCAGAGGAGUUGAUGGCGGGGUAGACUUGUCCGGGAAAAUGGAAUCAGAACUUAAUGAAUGGUCUGACCGUCAACGUAAUAUUUUGAAUAUUGAGGAUGGUGUGGAUGAAGUCGAAUAUAUGCAAUGGUACUCAAGAAUUACCCGUAGAGUUGUAGGCCGGCCUAUAUCCUUAUCAUCCGAGUUCCAAAGAACGAUUUCCGGUUUAAGGGAAAUUGCCUACCUGGCAGAUUCAUUCUCCACAAAAGGGUUGGACGGGCAACAAUUUGAGUCAAUUACAAGGAUCAGAUUUAUUGCACAAGACUGUUUAAGGGACCAGGUUGGAAGUCCCAUCACACCAUCUCCUCCCCCACAAUUAGAACUUGGGAAAAGGUCUAGGGGAAAGGAAAGAGUAAGGAGAAAAGGUUCUCUGAAACGCAGGAGAAAGGAUGAUCCAAUGGAGAACUAUGAAGGUAGUGAGGAUGACCAAUCUCAUUUUUAUGAUGCAACCAUUGAGGUCGAUCAAUUGCAAUUACGUCAGGCACAGGACGCAGUUGGUGAAUUUCAGUUACCGCAGGCAGAUGAUGAGGUUGAUCCACGACAGCUGUGUCUUACUCCUGACGAGGAAAAUACUGCAGAGCUGCAUGUUGUGGAGAACAAGGCUGAUGAUGUACAUCUUAGCAACACAGCUGAUGACCUUGAUAAUUCUCAGCCUUACAGUGUGACUAAUGAUAUGGUCGAAAAUCCACUUUUCUGUAAUGCAGCCAUGGAAGCGGAUAUUUACUCUGAUGUUCAUGAGCCAAAUAAUGAGGUGAGCGAGUCUGAGCUCUGUCGGGCGAAAACUGACGAAGUUCAUGAUUCUAAGCCUUGUGACUCAACAAACGAGGUCAAUGAUCAAAACCUGCAUGUUGCAACUAUUAAUGAAGUUAAAGAGGCAAAUGAUUCGCAGCUCGCUGAUCCUCUUGAAGAGGCAAAGGACUCGCAGCUCUCUGAUUCAGUUAAUGAGGAAAAGAACUCGCAGCUCUGUGAUGCAACUAUUGUCAAUAAGGAUUCACAGCAUCUUGAUGCUUAUGAACAAGUGACUGUUUUACAGCUCCCUGAUGCCACUUUGGAGGGUGACUUCUCACAGCUUUUAACUAAAGAGGGGAUUGGCUCACAGAUUCCUGAUGCUUAUAACGAGGUGGAGGGCUCACAACUUUAUGAUUCAACUGAAGAGCUGAAGGACUCGCAGCUUCCUGAUGCUGCUAAAGAGGUGGAGGGCUCGCAACUUUCUGUUUUAACUGAAGAGCUGAAGGAGUCACAACUUCCUAAUGCUACUGAAGAUGCGGAGGGCUCGCAACUUUCUGAUUCAAUCGAAGAGUUAAAGGACUCACAGCUUCAGGAGGCAGCUGAAAAGGGAGAGGAGUCACAAUUUCUGAGUGCAACUAAAGAGGGUAAAGACAUGCAGAUUUCUGAUGGAAAUGAAGAGAGUGAUUUGGGGCUUCAGAACCCAGCUGAAGAGGGGAAGGACUCUGAGCUCUCUGAUACAAUUGAAAAAGGGGUUCCACAACCUCCUAAUUCUACAGGAGAGGCCAAUGACGUAGAGAUUCCUGAUGCCACUGAUGGGGCAAAUGAUUCUAAUCUCUCUCAUUCAGCUGAUGACAGUUAUUCUGUCGCCAAAGCGGCAUUUGAAUGAAGUUCCAAGGAUCAAGAAUUAGAAGUUUCAUUUUUGUUAUCACGAAUAUAUCAAGACUAACAUUAUUAGGGAGUUGGUGCUUUGGACAACUGGCUGUACUAGAAGAACUUCAUAUCGUUUUGAGGUUUUAACAUCUUGCAUCAUGGGGCUUAAAGAGAGUUUUGUUUCAUGUUUCAUCUAAGGGAAAAUGUUAAAUUACAAGGGUGCUUACCAAGUGUUGACAUCUUGUCCAUUCAGUGAUUUACUAGUGGUCUUUUUCAUUAGAAAUUUCAAGUUCCUCGCAUGUAUUUUGGUUAGGAUGUAAAUUGGUUUUCAUAUAUGCCUGUUAGAUUAGCUAUUAUUGAAUUCUGACUUCCCUUUACUGUAACAUAUGUUUCAUGCUAUGUUGAGAUAGCUUUUUAUCGAAACAUGCCUUGCGAAUUUCAA
Messenger RNA from Mercurialis annua (annual mercury), 3320 nucleotides. Its product is annotated as protein MAIN-LIKE 2. The record is from RefSeq and is a predicted model, not a curated record. The coding region runs from base 150 to 2894 and encodes 914 amino acids. Lineage: Eukaryota; Viridiplantae; Streptophyta; Magnoliopsida; Malpighiales; Euphorbiaceae. The transcript is spliced from 6 exons. Gene Ontology annotation, biological process: meristem development; meristem maintenance.